UCGCUGAGGAGCGCGACACGACCAUCUCGACCAAAUAAAUCAGUCCAGCGCACGACGGCGUGUGCUCGGAAACCGGACCAAACAUGAAUGAAACUACGCGCACUCCGCAACACGGCCAGCAGGGUGGGAGGUUACUGUUUCAAGGAGGCGCCCAGUAGUGCACCUGUACGUAGUCCGGGCCAGCACGAGCAGCGGCUCAGCUGAUGGGCCGGCACGGUCCGACGCUUUCGGGGCCACUAAUUCGUCGGGGCGUCGCGAGCCGUGGGUUCGGCUGCCGGUGCGUUGCCGAACCGGUACCGAAAACCGGUUCGCGAGAGACUGCUCUUCCACGGGUUAAAGGGAGGGAAGCGGGAUGAGGGAAUGAAGGGGGAAGCUAUCGAGAUGCGAGUGCGCGGGAGAGCCCGAACCGUGGGCACAUCGUGCUCUGCUGCCUCUUUGCCGGGGCUGUUGCUGCCCCGUUCCCUUUGUGGCGGAUGGGCUGGCUGCUUCUUCCUCUUUCCUUGCUUUUUCGGGUCGGUUCGCGUCGGCCAACGGGGUACGGUGCCGUAGCGCACCCAACACUUCCGGCAAUUUAGUGUACCGUACGUACCAGGCGCACCCACAUGUACCACCCGCUAGUGGCAGUGCUCGUGUUGUUAUUGUUUUUUUAAGUUACUGCUGUCGUUGCUGUCGUUGCCGAUCCCCCGUUCCCCCCACCCCCUUCGGUUACGUCGACACGCCGUCCGGCGACGGCCGCGACGACAAUAAUUGUCAGUAACUGCAGUGCAGCAGGAUGCAGCAGGCGUGCAGCAACCGUACGGUGUUUGUGUAAAGGCCGGCGCACGGCUGAAUGCUGUGUCGCGGCGCGUGCCAGCUGUGCCGUGGCAAAACGAGAAUCAGUGUGUGUGUGCGUGUGUGCGCGCGGCAUAUAAUCAGCACAAAGUGGAGUGGCACCAGUAGCAGCAGCAGCAGCAGUCUCCUCGGUAGUGCAAGGCGCCGCGGACCAAGCUGCACCCAACGCAGCAACCCGGAACGAAUCUCAGGACUUCAAUCAAUCAAGCGAACCCGCCCCCCCCCCGGGGUGGAGGAGGGUGUGUGGCCCGUUCAUCGUCGGAGCGUACGUGUGUGACCAUCACAAACACACACACACACACACACACGCACGCACGCACGCACGUACAUAUACACUUAUACAUACACUCAUUCGCGCGGUUCGGUCCACAUUUGGGGCGCACCGUCCUGUCCGAGCCGGCGGGCCCCACGAAGGAACUGCUGCGCCGCAUGCCGGAGGUGUACUGAAGGGGAGGGGCGAGUCGUGCCUAAGAUGCUCGCCCGCACCUUGCCACAGCAAGGAACACUUUCAGUAGCUUCACCGCGUCAGAAGGCUCCCAGCCCGGUGCAGUGGUGCGUAGUGCGGCGAUGGGAAGAGAGCCGUACCGCUGGGGCACAACGUAGCCUCGUCGUGACCGGUUGCCUCAGGAGCGCGGAGGAACCACCAGCCAGCAGCAGCAGCAGCAGCGGCGGCGGCAGCAGUGUAGCAGUUGUAGUAGCAGCAGCAGCAGCAAACGUAGCAGUAGUAGUAGUAGUAGUAGCGGUGGUAGUGGUAGUAGUAGUUGUAGUGCAGCCGCGGUCCAACGAUGCAUCGCCUGCGCAACACCUUCACUAGGUCCCGGACGCCCACGGGUGCGGAGAUGAAAACCCAAAGCUCGCUGGAGGUGCCGAAGCAGGUACGCUCUGCCUCGUUCGACGAGAUACAGCUCGAGGCGCAGCGGGCGAGCGGCCAGCAGCGAUCCCUGUCGGUGGCGGGUGCGGGUUCAUCCACGGCCGACGACGGGGGCUCGGGGGGCAUGCCGGGCGUCGGCAGCCUGCUGCUGCAGGUGCCGCAGACGGCGCCCGGCCAGCGGUCGCGCAGCUUCGACCUGGCCGGGUCGGCCUCGGACGAGGGAAGCGCGGUGGCGGCCGCCUUCCUCGACGUGCCGAAGCGCUUCCAGCGCCGCAAGUCCAGCUCGAAGACGCCCCCGCCGUGCAUCCACUGCCUGUACCUGGAGGAGUACCGGCGUCUGAUCGGGGUGGAGCAGCGGCUCUACUACGACAGCGAGGAGUACCAGGCGUACGUCGACUACACCUCCAGCUCCUGCUCCUCCGGGGACGACGACGACGACGACGAUAGUGACGACGAGGCGGACGAGGCGGGUGGUGAGGAGGACGGCACUGAUGCUGACGCUGCCGGGACCGUGCUGCGGGUCAGAGGAACGCACGAGGAGGAGGAGGAGCAGGUGGAAGGGGGGGAGGGCGCGAGCGUGAACCGAGUGGCGGCGGUCGGGCUCGCCGGUCCCAGCGGCGGUCCGGAAGAAACGAGAACACACUUUACCGAUGGCUACUACGACUACGACUACUACUACGACGACGAUGAGGACGAGGAGGAGGACGAAACGGAGGAGGCGGAACCGGACGAGGACAAUGAGCAGCACUGCAACACCACCACCACCAUCGCCGCCAUCGCCACUACUAAGGUGGAGCAGAAAAAGGAGGCGGAGCUCACGUUCGGGCUGGAGGCGCCCGCCUACGACUACGCCUCCCUGUUUCAGCGCGUCUCCCCUCGGCGCCGACCACGCGUCGACGGAGAAGGCAGCCGGCUGCUGUCACCGCCGGCGUCCAUUGCUUCGCCGUGCCGCAUCACGCUCACCCUUUCCCCGACCAAACCAGACGAAGAGGAAGACCAGCAGCAGCAGCAGCAGCAGCAAUCACAGCAAACAGAGCUUCGCACGGCAGAGAUCGCACUGAUGCUGCCCGUUGACGGUGGUAGUAGCGAGCUGGGCGCGGUAGGAGAAGCGCACGACACACGGCCACCCCUGCCGGUGACGGUCGAGCCGGCGGAGGAUGGCGUGGAGCCGCCCGCACCGAGCCGCACCCGCCGCCGGUCCAUCUCGCGCCAGGAAGCGAUCAUCGUCGAGCCGACGGGCAGCUCGCUCGAGAACGUCUCGAACGCGUCCGAAAGCCGGCCGACCACGCCGCCCCGCCCCGUACCCGACAUCCACACCAGCAGCGACGAGCUCGACUGUCAGCAGCAGCAGCAGCAGCGAGACCGAGCGGCCCAGCGGGGCCGAGCCGCAUCGAUGGGUCCGAUUUUGGCGGGCGCCACCGUUCGCCCGGCCCCGCCGCAGGAAUCGCCGCCACCGUCGGCCGGCCCGACGGUCCAGCUGCCGCCGCCGACGUCGGCCGCCACAUCGCAGGCGGCCGACUUCGUGCGCGACAUCUACCUGCAGGUGCCGGACCUGAAGCGGGACCGGGCCGCCUCCGUCGACUCCUGCUUCACCAAGGUGACCGGGGCAAAGACGGAGGAGCUGCAGCCGCCGCCGGACGGCGCCUGCCUGAACCUGCUCGCCGUCCCGAGCAGUGGCGCCGUCCGGUCCCGGUCGGUCGAUAUCGUGCUGCCGACGGAGGAGCAGGCCCGCUAUAAGGCGCUCGCCCUGGCCGGACCGGCCGGUUCGGCCGGCCAGCAGGGUGGUGGCGGCAGCGGUGGAGGCCCCGUCGCCCAUCUUGCACCAGGCAUCAUUCGAGGAGGCGACCCGCACGGACGUCAGAUACGCUGCACUCCGGACUGGAGUGAAAAUGCCGUUUCCGGUGACCAUCUCUGGGUGCCAACAUCCGUUUCGGGCGAUUGCUGCUGCGUCGGCGACAACGAGUGCACGAAGCAUGGACCACGGAUGAAGUGUGCCGCGUGCAAGAUCAUCGCGCACGCCAGCUGCAUCUCGGUCCUGAUGGAGCGCAGCCAUCUGCAGUGCAAACCGACGUUCCGGGACGUGGGCGUGCGCCAGUACCGCGAGCAGACGAAGACCACCCACCACUGGGUGCACCGGCGCACCGAGAAGGGCAAGUGCAAGCAGUGCGGCAAGUCCCUACAAGCGAAACUAACGUUCAGCUCCAAAGAGAUUGUCGCGUUAUCGUGCGCCUGGUGCAAGGCGUCCUACCACAACAAGGAAGCGUGCUUCAACCCGGAACGUAUCGGGGAAGAGUGUACGCUUGGCACGCACCGGAGCAUUGUAGUGCCACCGUCCUGGAUCGUGAAGCUGCCACGCAAGGGUAACUUCAAGUCGUCGCUCCGCAAAACGCCCCAGAAGAAGAAGUCGAAGGCGGGCAAGAAGGUGUCGAUACCGCGCGAGCCGCGCACGUUCGUCAUCAAGCCGAUCCCGACCGCCAACCUCACGCCGGUGCUCGUGUUCAUCAACCCGAAGUCGGGCGGCAACCAGGGCGCGAAGCUGCUGCAAAAAUUCCAGUGGCUGCUCAACCCGCGCCAGGUGUUCGACCUCACGCAGGGCGGGCCGCGCAUGGGGCUUGAGCUGUUCCGCAAAGUACCACAGCUGCGUAUACUCGCGUGCGGCGGUGACGGUACCGUCGGCUGGGUGCUGUCCGUGCUCGAUCAGAUUAACUUUGUGCCGCCACCGGCGGUCGGUGUGCUGCCGCUCGGUACCGGCAACGAUCUUGCCCGUGCCCUUGGUUGGGGUGGUGGCUAUACCGACGAGCCGAUCGGUAAGAUUUUGGCCAACAUCGGCAACUCCGACACGGUACUGCUCGAUCGCUGGAGCCUGAAGGUGGAACCGAACACCUCGGUGCCGAACACGGGCGAUGGUAAGGACAAUCUGCCACUGAACGUGGUCAACAACUACUUCUCGCUCGGCGUCGACGCCCACAUUGCGCUCGAGUUCCAUGAGGCGCGCGAGGCGCAUCCGGAAAAGUUCAACUCGCGGCUGCGAAAUAAAAUGUUCUAUGGCCAGGCCGGCGGCAAGGAUCUGCUGAAGCGCAAGUGGAAGGGUUUGGCCGAGUUCGUGACGCUCGAGUGCGACGGCAAGGAUCUGACACCGAAGCUCAAGGAGCACAAGGUGCACGCGAUAGUAUUCCUCAACAUUCCAAGCUACGGUGGUGGUACGCAUCCGUGGAACAAAUCCGGUGGCCAGUUUGAGCCGGCCACCGACGAUGGCAUGAUCGAGGUGGUUGGCCUCACCACCUACCAGCUGCCGCUGCUGCAAGCCGGCGGCCACGGUACCUGCAUUACCCAGUGCCGCACCGCCCGGAUCGUCACGUCCAAGACAAUACCGAUGCAGGUGGACGGCGAGGCGUGCAAGCUGAACCCAUCCAACAUCGAGCUGACCCUGCUGAACAAGGCUGUGAUGCUGGCCAAAAAGAAACCGGGCCGGGCUAAUGUACCGCAGGAAAAGCUGGAAUCGCUCCACAUGAGCCUGAUGAAGAUCAUGAUGGCGGACUACGAGCAGCACCAUUACGACAAGGAGCUGCUGAAGCAGUCGGCAGUCAACCUGGGCAGCCUGGAGGUGCCGGUCACCGACCUGGAGCAGGUGCGCGUCCUCAUCAACAAGUACUGCGGCGAGCAGCCGGACAGCCCGAAGCUGUCCCCGGACUGGUGCUUCAUCGACUCCUGCACCGCCGAGCGGUUCUUCCGCGUCGACCGGGCCCAGGAGAAUCUGCACUUCAUCACCGACAUCGCGAACGACUGCGUGUUCGUGCUGGACCAGGAGAGCCCGACCCUGCCCCAGACGCCCGAGGACGAGCAUCGGCGGCUCGGGGCCCACGGUACGCCCGUCGCCGGCAGCCUCGAGUCGGGCGACGGUGGCGCCCCCUGCUCACCGCAGGCCGGCAAACUGCUCGACCGUUCGCUGUCUGGGCCGCCCGCCGCCACCGCCAGUGACAUUCCAUCGCGCAAGGGUUCGCAAGGCUCGCAGGAUGCGGACGGGCAGCAGGCGCGCCCCCCGAUCGGGCACGAUUCCGUCGGCAACGGGCAGAGCCUGGACCAGAUGGUCAACUUCAAAAGCUUCCACGAGCGCUUGUUCGGUCUGAAUGAGGACGCUUUCGGAUUCAGUAAUUUGCUGGAGAAAACAACGGAUGCUGUAAUUAAGGCAUCGAAAACGGGUGACUUGGUGAUGUUAAAGGAUCUCCAUCUGCAGGGCUACUCUCUUCUCUCCAUCGACUCGACCGGCCAGACUGCCCUGCAUCACGGUGCCCGCUGCGGCCACAAGGACAUUGUACGCUAUCUCAUCUCCUACGCACCGAACUCCAUCAUCAACAUGAUAGACAACGAAACGGGACAGACGGCACUGCAUAAAGCGGCCGCCGGACGGCAGCGCAGCAUCUGCUACAUGCUCGUCGCCGGCGGUGCUAACCUCAACAUCCAGGACAAUGACGGCCGUACCGCACGCAUGCUCGCCUCCAACGCGGACGACUUCGAGCUGGCAUUCUACCUCGAGAAUCAAGAGCAGUUUCAGCUUAUCGACUUCCGAAGCAACAACAUCUGAAGUGCAGUUCGGAGCACACUAGCCCACACCCUCUUCCCACCCUCUCCUGGCGACCGAUAGCGAUAGAGGGGAAGAAGGGGUAGGGGUUUACUUGCUGCCAUGGCUAAUUUAUACUUCUCACGAAGGGAUAGGGAGAAAGGAAUGCCAGCAGCAGCAACAACAAUCAAACAACACGUCGUUCCAGCCGUGCGUGGUGUAUCGGUACGAUCUCGCUCGCACCCACAACCCGCUGGGGGGGGGGGGAUCGAUCGCUUUUCCGAUCUCGAAGACAAGACCAAGCGGGUCCCCCCAAAUACCACGUAGCGUGUGCCGUCAGUCCUUCCACGGAGUCCGUCCCCCGUACGAAUUAUUCGCUUUUUGUUUUGUGUUUCUGGCCGUGCAACGGAGUGCGGUUUGACGGUUUUUGUUCGAUAGCGUCGAUGGUUCGUGUGGCGAUAGCAGUGUGUGGCGCGUGGUUGCAGGAGUAAACACGUAGUGAGUACCGUGUGGAAGAGAGACAGGGAGAACAGCACAUCGAACCGAGCGGAACGAAAGAAGUGACACAGCGGACAGCUGCGCCCAGCAACUGGAGCUGGAAAUAAUACAACACACACGUACACUCAGACACAUGCACACUCAUGCAGGCACUCACUGCACACUAAAAUGAUAUCACACACGAAAAGAUCCGGCACGUAGCCUAGCGUUUGCGGCACAGGACAGUAUGAAUCUCUCGGCCAAACUAUUGCAACGUACUAUUAGCUAUUAUUACAAACGCCGAUACGUCACCAACACUACUACUAUUACUAUUAGCAUUUGUCUCUUGUACCGGACCGUGCGCUGCCCAAUUCUACUAAGGUGGAUGUAUGUGUGUGGAACUUUUUGUGCAGCGCGUGGUGCCACCAAACUAGCACUAGAUGUUUGUCACUUACACACACAGUCACACAGUGUAGCCGAUUUUGAUGCCACUUGCGAACAUACAUACACACACACACACACAGAAACCCAAACCAUAAAACACUAAUCACAGCGAGUUUUGCGGAGCGGAAGAUAUCUGUCAAAAACAAAGUGUGUGACGAUUUGCUGUGACGGAGCAGCAGAAGGGCAGAGCAAAAACUAAGAAAUAGUAAAAAGAAUACAAAUACAUAUACCGAUAUAAACAUAUAUUUUACUACAACCGCCCUUUAAAAGUGUAUAGUAAGUAACGCCGCAGCUAGCGUUACUGUAGCGUGGCACCAAUAGGCGAACGGCCACGCGUAGCGACAAAAGGCCGGACAAACCAAAACAAACAAACAAAAAAAAGGUUGACAGUGCCGUUGUGACGUCAUUUGACGUUUUCGGUGAAAUAGUGUAGUGGUGAUUCGAUUUCUAGGGAGGUAAAAAGCUAAAACCUCUGUGUGUAGUUUAUAUUUCUUUUCCCAUUUUUAGUGUUUCGUACACUCUAUACGGUACUGCUUCGGUUUGUGAAACGUACGUGCAUUGUGAGAAAUUACGUUUGCACUUUAAAACACAAAAUGACUUCUUUAGAAAAAAGAAACUAAGACAGAUGAACUAUCUUUUCAUAAACAUUGCUUCAAGGGUAAUUAUUUAAGAUAACUUGGAAAAAAUCUACAAGCUUGCAAGCUACCUUCCGUCAGUUAUCCUUAAUUUCCACCUUGGCAAACGAAGACAUGAGUGUAGACACGUUUUUAAGUUCUCACUUCGAUUUUCACCGUUUUUGGGACAGAAAUUGUUGGAGUAGAGCAUCGACAUCAUGUCGAUGCAGAAAUACUCGAUGAGAUGUCUGCUAUGAUUGCUACGAGUUGUGGCGUCAUUGGCUGCCGCAGCGAAACCAAUGGACGCCUUCACCUUCCUGUCAUGUAUGUUAAUGUUGCCUCACUUGUUUGGCUAUCACGGUUAGCGGUUGACUGAUAGAGCACUGUCAAAUUUUGUCUGCUGACCCCAUGGGAUACUAUUGUUGAAAGUGAAAUCAUAUGGCCGAUAUAAAUUGGAAUGAAUUUAAUUAGUAAUUGUUCAUGAUCCCAUGAUCGUUCAAGGGAAAAGAUCUGUUUUUUUUUAAUAUUUUAUUACAGUUUGUUAGUCAGCCGUGUUUGCCAAAGUUUGUCUAAGCAUGCUGUCGCUGUGUCGUGGCCACGCACCAAAUAGUGUGAUGUUUCUCAAUGUCUAGUUGUGCCCAUAAGCCAAACAACACAAAAAAAAAACAAAACAAAACAAAAAUAGCAUCCAUAGAGUCUAGGUUUCGACAAGCGCAAGGCACAUCCAACAACCAAAAACAAAGCACCCUCACACGCAACCACACGCUCCCAAUGUCUAAAUUCCAAUUUUACUAGCCCCCCCCCCCCCCUCUUCCCCUCCUUUCUUCACCCUUUCCAAUCAUACCCGCAAAUACACACACACACACAUACAGACAGCACACGUGGACGAUGUAGUAGCGCGAUACCGUAAAGUCACCGGUACCUGCUUUGUGAAGAGUAGAACAAGGGAUUUAACCAAAACAAAAGUAACUAACCUAAAACAAAACAAUCUGAACGAACGUCACACACGUGGUGGUUGCUGAUAGAGAGCGAGAGAGAGAGAGAGAGAGAGAGAGAGAGAGAGAGAGAGAGAGAGAGAGAGAGAGAGAGAAAGAGUAGCUGGCAAAGCUUGGGUCAAUGAUUGGACCCUGCAAAAGGAUACUUCAACGGGCUGGUAUAACAAAAAAAAAAAGAAACAAAGAAGGUUUGCAGAACUGAGACACAGCACUAAUGUCUAAUCGGAAUCUCGAGCAUCGUGCAGGAGCAGUCGCGGAGCAGUAGUGAGUAGUAGUAGUUUGAGCGGAAGCGCUAGUGCUAAGAGAACUUCUUCAUAGAUGAUGAUUAUAUACUUAUACAUGCAUAUUAUACUUAUACAUAUAUAUAUAUAUACACACACAGAUGGGCAGGCCACAGGGCCCCUUCAGCCCCUCACCCUCCCCUCCCCCUCCUCCGUUUCCCCACACAUGGGCGUUAGGUAAUUAUUAUUCCUCGUCGAUAGUUCAGACUCUAGUCAAACAUCAUAGUUUUUAUUAAGGCAAAACAAUAGCAAAAACAACAACAACAACAGAAAAGACCACGUUUUUGUCUCAUGAUAUAUUAUAUAUAUAUUUAAUAUAUUAUAUAUAAACAUAUAUCUAUGCGAUGUUACUCAAUGUGUACCAACUCAAGAUCAACGAAACGUUCAAUAACAUGCGAUACUGGUAAGAACAGGCGGCAACGGCCUCUUUUCAACCUGUAAAGAGACAGCGAGAGAGAGAGAGAGAGAGAGAGAGAGAGAGAGAGAAAGAGAGACAAUGAGAGGAAGAUAAAGAGAAGGAGAAAGCGAGAAAGAAUUAGAAUAUUUUUCACACGGCUGACAAAACAGCUACGCAGCGCCGUUUCUAGUAAGUCUGCACCAAAAGUUCACAAGAUAUUCUUAUGAAACACAUACACACACAUACAUACAUACAUAUAUACGCAUAUAUACAUACAUCUAUGCACUUACACCAUCACAACUUUCCCUUUCCUUUGCCCGCUGCACUGGAUCAAGGUCGCGCCGUACUGUACGAGGACGCGCCAAACGUAAAAAGCUUGCGUCACCCGCCUUCAGGUGUGCCACAGAAACCAAAAUAAUAAUAAUAAUAAUAAUAAUAAUGAAAAGAACGUCGUGUGUCGUGGGGUGAGAAGUACCAUCCUAACCCACCCCGGCACCCAAAACCUGAUUAAUGAUCGCAACCUGAGCCGCGCCGGAGCCGACUGUCUAUCCGAGUCGCAAGAUUGGCGCGGAAUCGCACGUGAACUGGCAGGUUUAACCACCUCUGCAAGCGUGGUACCGGUUCACUGCUUCAUUCCCCUGUCUGUGUUGGCGCCAAAAUUGCGGACAAAGAAUGCGGAUGACUUGGCGGGUUUUUUGUCGCGUGUGAUAGAUUGCGUUUGAUAUGGCGUCACCCACCGCAACGGGGGACGCUGUACGCCGUUUCAUCGCUUUGCAUGCCUUGCGCUGCUGGAAUUUCGUUGCGUUCGGUUGGAAGGGCACCUGCCCAUCCUACACCCUGCCCCUAAUAGAAAAUAGAAACUUCUCUCUUGCCUCCCGUUUUCGCCUACAAUCCCACUCAAGUAGGCUUUUACUAUAAUUCUUACCCUUAGUAUACACGACCGAGGUUUUUUUUAGCAAUACACCUUUUUCUUCAGAAAAAAACACACACACACGAAUAAAAGAAAAACAAAUCUGUGCCUUUUCUCUUACUCACCACAAAAAAAGUGUACUCACCAUCCUCCCCAAUCUCCCCUUUAUGAACGAUUUGGCUAGGAUUUAGAUAGUUGUGUACUGUACUUCGACCAUAUGCCGUUCGAUUGUUCACCCUUUUCGCUACUUUCCGGAGAGAUAAAAUAAAGAUAUCUAAAAAACGAGUAAAAAACAAAACAAAUCACAUCUUUCCCAUCCAACCUUACCGGGAAGGAAACGGGUUGAGGGUGGAGGGGAAGGGGAAACGAUUCGCGACGCUUGCUGUGGGGCAAUCGUAGGCCUGUAAAAUUCACCACCCUUUUGACAAUCUUUUAACGUAACGUGCCAAAAACAGUCUACGCCCACGCCGGUGACGGUGCCUACAUUUAGGCGCUUCGAACAAAUGUAACGCCAGAGAGGGGGAGAGAGAGUGUACCAUUAACCACAAUUUCUUCAUCUCAUUCUCUCUCUCUCUCUCUCUCUCUCUCUCUCUCUCUCUCUCUCUCUCUCUCUCUCUAUCCCUCCUUCUCUCCCUCUCUAUUCUGUUUGUCUCUUUUGCUCUCAUUUGAUUGUGACGCCCAUCGCCGGUGCCACAUUACUGAAAUUUACCAUUUCCUUUUCUUGUCGCUGUCGCUGGCGGGGCUGAACGGAUUCGAUGUGGGAACGUAAACCGAAAACGGGAACGCUUGCCAUCGGGGAACAGGUCAAUUAUUAAUGCUAAGGAACAAUUUGUAAACCCUACACCGGAAUGUUUGACUGUAGUCUCCGACAUCCGUGCGUGUGUGUGUGUGUGUGUGUGAGAGAGUGUGUGUGUGUGAGUGUUUGCCACUGCAAGGCGCAAUGGUGUGAAUGGUGUGAGCUGUUUUCUACACACUUUCGACGAUCCUUCUCUUUCUACUAGCCUCCGGUAACUUUCAUAUGUGUGUGUAGAUUGUGGUGAAAGAGUGAUCGCUACCAACACUACCGUACGUACACCAUUGAAACCGUUAGUAGCAACCAAAAAAAAAACAUAUAGAAACUAUAACUUAACACCCAUUAUACCUCCGUGCGAUCGGUGUCUGCUUUGGGCACCGGCCCCAAGUAGCCGCCCCGAUUCACUCGUUCACUCAUCCAAGGCUGUUCCCCUACGCACCAGCGCCUCCAUAUAGAACGGCAUGUGCAUUUGUAUGUAUGUGUGUGUAUGUGUGUGUGUGUGUGUUUGUGUGUGUGGAGGGCUAGCAGGUUCAGCUGAGUGAUCGUACCGGAUUCAACCCAAACCGAGUGAGACACCAACCGUGCCACAGUCGAUCACAGUAAAUCUGCUUGUGUGUGUGUGUGUGUGUGUGUGUGUGUGAGUGUGUGUUUGCGGGUGAGCGUGCGUGUGUGUGUGUGCGCGCGAGUCCCACUCAACCCUAACAGUUACUCAACGGCGAGUGCGUAGGAUGGUUUUGCUGUGCGUGCAGCCUACCAUUUAGGCGCCUACUGCGCCGACAGUUCCACGACAUGGCAAGGUGGGCACAGCGCGUAGCAAAACUAAGCUUUUGAGAGUUUCAUGAAAAAAUAAUCCCUCCCCCUCCCACUCGCUGGAUCAAACCAGCUCGGCACUCGUAGACUGACUGACUGUGCCGCCCCAAAUGUCCGUCCGUUUUACCUCUUACCAUCUCUCACUCUCUCUCUCUCUCUCUUUCUCUUCGCUUUCCAUUCGCUCUGUCAUUAGUAUUUACUAACGUACCAAAUCGCUAAUGAUGUAUGUAUGAGUAUAUGUGUGUGUGUGUGUGAGAUGGCUGUGGAUUAGAGAAAAACAAAAACAAAAAAAACAUUCUGCGCCAUAGCGUAAUGUUACCUUGUACAGCGUGUAGCCAAUACCUUGUCUAGAUCGUUUAGGAAACCGCCUGAAUGUAUGCUGUACAGCUCUCUCCGUAUGCACGCCGGCGCGCGCGCUCGCGCGUGUGUGUUAGCGUGAUGUAGUGUACUGUAGCAUGUAAUAUAUGUGGAAAUAAUUUGAUAGAAAGUCUGUGUGCCCCUAGACUUUUUAUGCAAACGUAUUUUCGGCAUUACAACAAUUAACGGCCUCCUCCUGCUCCCCGCGCCCCUGCGCCGCCCCUGCGACCGGAGUGGAGGGAGUUCAUUGGUGCGCGAGGGUUUUGCGAGGGAGUCGGGUGGGUGGGUAGCUGAUUUGCUAGGUUGCAGGGCUGGAUGGAGCUGAGAAGCAAAAUUCAAAAACAAAAGUAGCAACAAAAAAAAAACACACAAAAUUUAAAUUCCCGAGUCCUUCCCAGGUUGGCAAAAAAAAAAACAAAAAAAAAACGAACAAAACAAAACACAGUGAUCCGCAAAACCCUCGUACUGAACUGUGUCACUCAAUCAUUCAAGAUUCUAAAUUUUUAUAGCAAGAAUAUUAGUAAAAAAAUGGAACAAAUAAAACCCAACCAACAAAACCAAAUCGAUGGGCGACUUGUUUUGGGAAUUGGCACUGUGAACUUUUUGCAUUUUGUUGUUGGUUUUACCGGACUGUUUGGGGGUGUGGGGCGUACCGAAGUGGGCAGAAGUGUGUUCCCAUCAAUUUGGAGUAGGCAAAAAACCCCUCACCCCCCACAACGGUUAGUUAGAUAGCAAAAAGUGGAGCUGUAAAAAAAAGUAAACGCACACUUGUGCAGGUUCGUCGCUCAACAUUUUCCGGUUUGCUGCGUGUUUCUUCCAAAGCAAGCGAGCAGUAAAACGAAAAUUGACGCUCUACCUCCUCCAAAUUCCCUUCAUUCCUUGCCCUCCCCUUCCCCCCACCCUUCCUCUUCCCUGGACAAAUGUAUCGAAUUGGCAAUGAACGAUUAGGCAACCCGAUUGGCAACCCGUACUACAACAAAAGUGAGAGAAGAAAAAAAAGGAGAUAUUUGCGCUCCCUGUCUAGCAGCAGCAUUUGCGUUCGCGUUUGCCACCCGCAGGUUGCGUUUACCGAACUGUAGCGAAAAAAAAAAAAAAGCGCAGCAAAACCCUUUCACCCCCUGUCCCAAGUCUGGUGGGGUCCCAAACAUCAGGGAUGUAGCCGUAAGGUCAAUGCCGAAAAUGACAGCAGGCGGGCAGGCGGGAAGCGGCGGCGUUCCAUCUGAGCGUCUAGUGCUGGGCAUGCGGGAGUGCAUACCUUGCAGGCGCGUGAAUUCUUUUAAGUGAAGCGCGUAGCAGAGCCGCGCCCGUUCCUGCGUGCCGCCGCUGUGACGUAAUCGUUCUUCUUCUUCGGUAGUUUAGCGAAUUGUUAGUACAUGUUUGUCCGUCACUAGAGACACUAUCACUAUCUCUCUUUCUUUCUCUCUCUCUUGCUCUUUCUCUCGCUCUCUCUCUCUCUCUCUCCCUCUAUCUAUCUAUUUAUCUCUCUCUCUGUCUCUGUCUCUGUCACUCCUAUUCCCUAUCUUUCCUGUCGGUGUGCCUUCACUGUCUGAGUGUCUUAGAGUGUUUUGUACAGUAAGACGUACCUCCCAGCGUACAGCGCAAACACACCAAACACAGCUAGCGCUUUGCGUUCCGAUCAUCAUUUUGUUUUCCUUUGCUUUUAUUACCUUUUAUUCCUUUUUUGUCUUAGUUUCUUACAAACGCUGACGCAAAAUUAUACCAACUCUAAGGCGUAUUUUUCCUUGGCGUGCCUAAAACUGGACAAAAAAAUUGAGGAAAUAACUACUACCACUGUUUCGAACACAUUCAGACAGUUCGUGCGCGUGUGUUUUUUGUGUAAAGCGAAUUAACGCGGUAACCGAUAACACCAAACUUUUGGAACAAAACAAAAAAAAACAAUGCCUAAAUCACGUGCCAUACGUGGGAUUUUCCGUCUGUUGUAUCGCGGAAAAAAUACCACAUGACUAGAAUGAGAGAAAAUAGAGAGAGAGACAUAGAGAGAAAUGGGGGGGGGGGGAGAGAGCUAGAGAAGUGAAUGAAAAAAAAAGAAAUAUGGACUAAGAGAGAAGAAAAGAAGCAACAAAAAAAAAGAAAUUAAAUCAUGUACCUUUCUUAAGCGCGUUGGAGAAAUACACUGUCACAAACACACAACCACACAUCCAGUUAGUAUACAAUCACACUCACACACUCACACACACACUCACACACACACACACACACACACACACAGAGAACAUACACAGAACAUACAUAACAAAUAAAAACACGCCACAACGAAAGAGAGAAUCAAACUAAUCCUCCCGGUCCAAUGACCCUCUCUAUUGGAAAGCCUUUGGACCCGGGUUUGUAAACGUCACUAGUACCUUGACCCAGUAGCAUACCUGUACCGUACUGUCUGCUGUUUUAUUUGGUUUGUAUUUCGGUUGUUUAAUUUAUUUUUUUCGUUGUGUUAUUUGCUUCCCUCCAUUUCGGACAAAGCGUAUGGUUAUGGUUGUGUUAGCGUUUCGUUUGCACGAGAACAAAUAACGAGUGUAUGCAUGUAUGUGUGUAUGUUCACACAUUUACAAUCAGAUGGACAUGUACAUAUAGCGUUUUAAGGCGCGCGCGUAUACCAAACCGGAGCUGGCUUGCUGCGUUGAUUUUGCUUUCUACCCCGCUUUCGGUUCCACCGGCCUGCGUUUGCGUUUGAUCGGACUUUUGGUGUAUGUGGUGCGUGUGUGUGUGUGUGUGGAUGUGUUGGCGCAAAUGUUGAAACCGUUCCGUCUGGCUGUACGCGGGAGUGUUUCAGUUUGUACUAGUAGUCGUCUUUUCUUAGCAGCCGCACCUUAUUAUGGAAACAGCCGUAAGAAUUCUAAAACUUAAAAUCAAACUAGGCUAGCGCUGUACGACGCGUGUAUUGCCGCAGGCGAUCGGAGACCACAGACAGGCAGCCACAAAAAUAAAAAACAGUCACACACAAUCUUUCACUGUAACCUCGAACACCACAUGCCCUGUGCACCCCUUGUUUAACGAGGAGGUAGAGACAUACUGUAGAUAGCUAGCGGUAAGCGGUAGCAGACGAUUAGGAUGGAGGGGAAAUUAUUGCAAAGCAAACGGAUUAUCAUCCGCUCCCUGGGGCCGUUGCAGCCCCCACCGAAGUGGUGGCUGUUGAAAGAAGGUGAAGAAAAGAAGGCGAAAAAAAAACAAUGUGUACAUAAAAUUCCUCCCCAAGUAAGAUGGCAAAAGAAGCGUCCUUCGGUCCGGUGCUACCAAUCAGCCCCGCGAAAAAGCGACCCCACUCGAUCUCGAAUUUUAAUUUUGGGCUUCGUUCUUCUAACUCUUCUAACCACUUCCAACCACGCUAACGCACGAUAGCAGCAAACUCUCCAGCAGACUCGGCAAAGCAUUGCGCUAAAAGCGCCCUGAAAGCGCCGUCUUGAAAUGGUGUUGCGUGGUGACGUCAGCGCGGCGCAUCCGGUUCGAAGGACCAAAGCUCUGGUCGGCACACUUGUGCUCCUCCCCAUCCCGCUGGCUCGCGACGCUUCGUGCAGUAGCGUGUCGGCCCUCUUCUUCCGGCAAUAAAAACCAUUAUCCUCCACACAUACACACACACACACACAUACUGAACCACUUCCCCAUUCCAAUAACUGUUGAUACACUAAUUAAUUGUAAUGAUGUAAGAAAACGAAAGAGAAUUAAAAAAAAGAAACGUUCACAUCCCUGUACGUUAUUCGCUGGAACCACCAAAAGGUACUCAUUUAAAUGUUUAAAGAAGAAGAAGAAGAAGAAGAAGAAGAAGAAGAAGAAGAAGAAGAAGAAGGAAGGAGGUGACAAAUCAAUUCCCAAAACUGCGAUGGUGUAUGUGUUCCAGGCCUGAGCCCUGCUUUGCAAACGGGCAAAUCAAGAAAACAUUUAACAUUAGAAAAAGAUUAAAACAAGAAAACAACAACACACAACCAGAAACGAAAAGUGCAACAACUCCUAAAAAUAUGAGAGAGAGAGAGAGAGAGAGAAAGAGAGAGAUAGAGAGAAAGAGAGAGAGAGAGAGAAAGAGAGAGAGAGAAAGAGAGAGAGAGUGGAGGGAACAGAAUAAGGCAAGGACUCAAACUCUGUUCAAUUAUGUUUUUCCCAUUUUUUCCCCUCUCUUCUCUAUGCGCGUAAUCUCCGGCUGCCCGAAUGCCCCGAUUCAACGGAACAAAAUUUUGAGGUUAUGUUGGCGUUCUGCUUCGGCAGCUCGGAUGACAACUGGCGUCUGGAGGGGUCUUUUCCUAACGCUACUGCUUCGCUACGUCCACGUCCACGUUCCGGAGCAGUGGAUUCGCACACCGGCCCAGUGAGCUUUGGUUGGCCAAUGGUGUUUUGCAAUGGUGUGCGUUUUGCUGUUGUUGUUGUUGUUGUUUUGUCGCUGUCGGCGCAGCAGCAGUUGCGGUGGCUGAUUGUGGUCGGGACGAUCGUUGGCGCUGCGCCGUAUUGGAUACUGGAUGUCGAUGUUUUCUAAAUGUAAUGGGUCCAAAUUCGUGUAGAUGUGUGUAUGUAUGUGUGCUUGUGAGCGCGCGUGUGUGUGUGUGUGUGUGCGAGUGUGAGUGCGUGUGUUAGCGAAAUUGGGAACGGGCGGAACCGAACCGAGCAGACGCGGUGUGUACGUUGGAAGCGAAACGGCUGUACGGAAGGCUGGCGGUGCAUUGGUGCAAGAUACGAAACUAUUGCAAACAUCCUUAAAUCUAGCAAACCUUAGCAAAACAAGCGAUGAACAAACUACAACCAGUUUCUGAAUAAUGAAAAUUUCACAGAUGUUAUUGACAAGGAAAGAAUAAAAACUUAAAUAUACACAUUUAAAAAAAUACAUAUAUAUAUAUACACGUAUUUGUAGCAUCAUCCCUAGCAACUUUAACAAAGAUAUAUACAUAUAUAAAAGAACAGAUAGAAUAGAGAGAGAGAGAGAGAGAAAAAAAAGAGAGAGAAAAAGAAAAAGAGAAAAAGAGAGAAGGCAAGUUGGUGAAUGGAUUGCAGGGAAAGAGGCGUCAUGAUUAUCGAAUCAACUAAAACACACUAUUAACACACCUACACUUAACUGUAAUCCUAUGCACACACACACACACACACACGUUCACACAUAUACACUCUCAAACACGUUGGAAAAUAGCAAAUUUUUUGCAUAUGCUCAAUGAAGGUUUUCGCGUGGAAACCUCUCCAUUUCGCUCCUCCCUUUGAAUCUUUCCCUUUUGAAAUUUAUCCCUUCCGAUUCAUUCCACCCCCUCCCCCUCCUUGAGCCACUGCUUUAAACGAAAUGGAGCAGAUCCGCCGAACCAGCAACAGCACUCUCCAAACACAGACACACACACACACACACUUGUACACAAGUACAACAUAAAUGCACUGAUAGAAGAUAAAAUGGCCUCCCUCCCCGGAAAACCCAAUUUUCCUGUUGCGGAACGCCCGUUUCAUUCUUAUGACUGUAUGCGUUUUUUGGAUAGUUUUUACAACCCAAAUGAUAAUGAUAAAAAAAAACCCCGAACCCAACAAAAAAAAAAAAACAAUCCCAUCGGCCCGCUUGGUUUUUGGGAUGUUUUAGUAGGUUGCGAAACUUACCCGGGGCGAAAGCGCGGCGAAGGACACACAUGUACACGCCGGAACCAAAGUGGGGUUAUGGGUGCCUCCAAACCGAUGCCUCUGCUUGGAGUUGAUGGAGCCACAAUACAUCAGAACUCGCACGACACAAACACACACCAACUAGACUUCCACAAGCGAAAGGCCACAUCGCCAUCACUACCAAUAAAUAUAUAUAUAUAUACGUCACGAUCAUCCGCAUCACGAGCAACAACCCCUAUGAUAUGUAGAGAUCUGUUCAAUACCCCUUACCCCCGUCACCGUGCUCACUGUGCAAAAAGGGGGCCCGUUGCCCGUUCGUUAUCGUUGUGUCCACUGUUCAUUAAGCGCCAAUGUGUAUGUGUGUGUGUGUAGUGUCACUAGUUGUAGGUAACGGUUCCAUCCGCUUCGCACAGCACAACAGCGGUAAAGCGGUAGGGCGAGGGCGGUGUCGGCGAAGCGAUGGGGUCGAUGGAAUGGAGGGGAAAGCAGUGAAAGGCAAACACAACGAUUGAUCUUGCAGUGAGUGUGUGUGUGUGUGUGUGGGUGUGUAGGUGGGUUGUUUAGCAGUGCGGAAAGCGAUCGAUUUGCAGCCAUAUCCUGGUCACGGCACCAGCGUAUGAUUUGGAAGCUGUUUGAUCACACCGGGGCAGCACUAGCUAGUGCUGACGGUUGAGUGGAGCUUGCAUUGUAUUUAGAAUCGCUUCCUACAGACACUGAACUCACCCACACAUCUUCACUCAAGAUCUCUCUGCUCUGCUGUUCGCUUUCUCUGUCGUUGAGGGUCAUUGGGGUUGUCAGGUAAAGGUUGAAAAAGCGAGAUGAAUUAGAAGUAAUUUAGCGAAAGAGAGAAAACGGCGGAUAUUUAUUCACCCAACCUGUUGCAUAUCCCUUCGCGCCAGCACCUGUCUGUGGCUUGGCAAACGAAUGUGCCCUUUUUCUAUGGUGCAGCGGUGCAAACUCUCGCCUGCACUGGUCCCGAUACAUAUUCUGGUUUAUGUGAUAUUUGAAAUGAACGAACGGAUGAUAUGAGCAUGAAGAUGUAGAUGUUAGAAAGCAUGUAAGAUAAUGAAAGCAAGAGAGAAAGAGAGAGAGAGAGAGAGAGAGAGAGAGAGAGAUAGAAGAGAGACGUAAUAGAAUGAAGAGUGCAGAAGUUUAUAGAGAGUGUUACACGAAUGAAAACAAAAGAAAAAAAGAUAUAUUUUUCCUACCGCUCCUACACGCUAUACAACGAAACGGUUGAUUUUUGCUAGUCUAAUACUGUUACUGGUUGCACGUUAAAAAGCGCUACUGUUUAAUUACACACAGCACUGUGUCUAUGCCUCUGGGUUCGUUGCUUACCGAUCGCACACACACAUACACACCGUACAGCGAUCAUGGGCGAGUGCCGCUGCUAGUGACGGUGCGUGGCUGAGUGAGCUCCACUGGAGACGGGCGCGCGAGCAAAGCGGCCGCCGUUUGGCGUCCGCUUACAUUCCAUUGCCGGCCUGCCGGCACACAGCCUGCAUUUGCGGACGGUUCGGGGCGCUUCAGCAUCUAAGCGCCCGCAGCGUAUGCAAUCGGUGUAGCAAAAACUCCUUUUUGUUUUGUGUUUGUUUUCCAUCCGUCAGUUUUACAUACGCCUUUACAAAGCGCGGAACCGCCAUUAGGAUAAGCGAGGUAUAGCAGAGCGAAAGAAAGAGAAAGAGAUAUAUAGAAAGAGAGAGAGAGAGAGAGAGAGAGAGAGAGAGAGCGAUUGAGCUCUCGAAAUUGAUAGGAAGAAGGCCGCUGCACCGCUACAUACUAAACUAUGGAAUUUAGCACUAGAAUGUCAAACCCCUUUUUGAGCAACAAUAUAUGCCACCUCGUUCACCUACACAAUAGUACUCAAAUACCCGCAGACAUACACACACUCACACUCACACAUAUUUAUAUAUAAAUAUACACAAAUCUUAAGAAAAAAAAACAUUUACCGUUUUAGCGCACCUUAUAAGACAACAAAAGAAACCAUUAGUAAAAGAUUGUAGAGGCAAAGAAUUAAAGUUUAGAGAUAAUAAACCUUUAAAAAAAACAAAAACAACCAAAACAAAAUGAAGAGAGAGAGAAAGAAAUAAACACACUCGACGCCUUUCGAAACAUGUAUUUAGUAAGAAAUGUUUCUUAUAUAAAAAUGAACUUUAAAUGAACCAAAAAUUAUACAUUCAACACUGGUGGGAGGCGCCAGAGCCCGGGCGGCCAGCUGUCGAGAACGGGUGACAUUUCACGCCGGGAUGCGUUUUGCGUACCGGGUUCGGCUUACGCCCAUUUUGCUGUUGCGUUGGCGGUUUGCCUGUGGUGCUACAAAACUGAGCGAUCGAGUAAGAUGCGCCGGAAAACAAAUGGGUAUGCAAACCGCACCGCACAGUGCGCAAUAGUGUUCGUUUUAUCGGAGCGAAAUCAUUUCGUUUGUUUUUUUUUCUGUACUCCCUCAUAUUUUGUACAAUCAAACCAAAAACAAAAAAGCAAAACAACAGACACAAAAAAAUGGAUAACAUUUGUUUGUGCACAGAGAGAUUUACGCAAUGUUUGAUAGUGAAUUUAAACUAACUAACUGUUUGGAAUUGUUACCGUCAAGAUAUUUGUCCCUUCAAGCGCUCAUAAGUACAUGCGUCAAACGUCAUUAUGUAAGGUACAGUGUACACCGCUGUUUGAUGGUAAGCCCACUCUGAAACUUUCUGUGAAAUUAAAAAAGAAGAAGAAGAAGUAGAAGAAUAUGAUAAAACAAGAAACAACUAUAAAUGUGCUUUUACGAGUAACAGAAAAAACAACACAAUUGAAAUCUAAACGAAACUAAACUAACACGAAGACAAGUAGCGGUUCCAGUCCCAUAGCCGUAAGCACCCAUUUACGCGCUCAUGAUCGUCAUUUACCAUUACACACACACACAAACAUACACACACACUCACACAAACACACACAAUUUCAAAUUACACCAGAUUUACAUGAAACUUGUCGUUGUAAUAAUGUGUGAAGCGAAAAGAACUAAUCAAAACACGCUAAAGUGUCAAACUGGCUGUAGUAAUGUUAAUGAACGAAACAAAAACAAAACCUAUAACAUAUGUACCCCCACCCAGCUCGUACUCAUAGCGAAGCGAUGAUCUUCGCAUUAUUUACUCACACAUACACAUGCUAGCACAUCACUCACCCUAAACACGGUAGAAGGAAUCAGAUGAACCACGAGCGAACCAAAGCGAACGAAAAGGAAAUAACAACAAAAAUGUCAUAUAUAUUUAUACACACACACACACACACACACACACACACACGACCGCACGCACACCCUACUCCAAAACGAGUGCUUCAACGAAACUCGCGUACAUGUGCGCCUGAAAGGUAGGCACAACUCACUACACUAGUUCCAUUACAUCACUCAACACUCAACA
Molecule: messenger RNA, 21304 nt
Organism: Anopheles coluzzii
Lineage: Eukaryota; Metazoa; Arthropoda; Insecta; Diptera; Culicidae
Gene: rdgA
Product: eye-specific diacylglycerol kinase
Exons: 19
Coding region: 1617-6284 (1555 amino acids)
Biological process (GO): diacylglycerol metabolic process; lipid phosphorylation; intracellular signal transduction
Molecular function (GO): ATP-dependent diacylglycerol kinase activity; protein binding
Source: RefSeq, a predicted model, not a curated record